AUGGAACUUCACAACUCCCCACCUAGAGCGGCAACCGCCCUGUCGCCCUCUGCAACAACUAACAGUCGAGAACCGAAGCUCCAGCUCCCUUCGACCACCGACCCCCCAGGUCCGCAGAACCCGCCCAAACCACUUGUCUGGCUGAUUUUUGGCGCGACUGGCCACAUGGGCCGUUCUCUCGUAAAAACAGCUCUCUCGCGUGACGACCUCGUCGCGGCGGCCGGCCGCACUUUCGAAACCAGCCCGCAAGCGAUGAAGAAGCUCGAAGAUGAACAUGAAAAUUGCCUAGGCCUCCUCUGCGACGUACGAGCCCGUGAAACCGUGCAGCAAGUUAUUGACCGCACAAUCGAGCGAUUCGGCCACAUCGACAUCAUCGCCAACUGCGCGGGGUACGGUGUGAUCGGGGCCUGCGAAGACCAGGACGAAUACGACAUCCGCGACCAGUUUGAAACCAAUUUCACGGGGACUCUUAACAUGAUUCAGCUUUCGUUGCCACAUUUUAGGGAACGUCGAACGGGGCGAUACUUGAUUUUUAGCUCAACUUCUGGCGCGCUCGGUGUACCUGGUUUAGGUCCAUACUGUGCUUCAAAGUAUGCCGUUGAGGGGCUGAUGGAGAGUAUGCUCUACGAAGUUGACAGCUUCAACAUUAAGACUACGCUCGUCGAACCCGGCCACAUGCGCCGUGAUGAUGUUGGAGAUCUCGUCUCAGCCGAGGCUUUCCCCAGCACAGACAGCGUGCAUAACCUUUCAUCUCCCCUUCCAUUAUAUGGACAUUUCCUCGUGAAGCCACCAAGCGAGCCAUACAACACGCCUACGGCGCCAGCAGCUCACGCAAAGCGGAUGCUCAUGUGGCUUGGUGAUAAGCAGCCCGCUAGUGCCGUCAAGGCAGCACAUUUGGUCUGGCAAUUGGGCCACUGCUCUUAUCCGCCGCUGAGACUUAUAUUGGGGACAUAUGCGGUCGAAAGUAUCCGAGAUCGACUCAAGUGUAUUAUUGAGGAGAUAGAGGACUGGAAAUAUCUUAGUUUCCCAUCUGUGGACCAACCGACUGGCUCUGCCGGGCAGAGUCAAGACAAACCUCUAUCAAAUACCCAAGAGCAGGAAGAGGAGGGCAGAAUAUGA
Molecule: messenger RNA, 1119 nt
Organism: Aspergillus versicolor CBS 583.65
Lineage: Eukaryota; Fungi; Ascomycota; Eurotiomycetes; Eurotiales; Aspergillaceae
Product: SDR family oxidoreductase
Exons: 2
Coding region: 1-1119 (372 amino acids)
Source: RefSeq, a predicted model, not a curated record